Molecule: messenger RNA, 2227 nt
Organism: Rhopalosiphum maidis (corn leaf aphid)
Lineage: Eukaryota; Metazoa; Arthropoda; Insecta; Hemiptera; Aphididae
Gene: crn
Product: protein crooked neck
Exons: 13
Coding region: 123-2132 (669 amino acids)
Biological process (GO): spliceosomal complex assembly; mRNA splicing, via spliceosome
Cellular component (GO): Prp19 complex; precatalytic spliceosome; U2-type catalytic step 2 spliceosome
Molecular function (GO): protein binding
Source: RefSeq, a predicted model, not a curated record
GAAUAGCUUAAAAUAUUACAGUGUCAUAUCAUGAAAUCUUAUUUUUAGUGUUUAUUUUGAUUAAUUUUUGUAAUUAUUAAUUAUUUGUGUCCCGGGGUUCAGACUGUGAUUUAAAUUUAAAAAUGGAGAAACCACAAAAAAUUCCCAAAGUCGCAAAGGUUAAAAAUAAAGCACCCGCGGAGAUACAAAUCACUGCUGAGCAGCUAUUAAGAGAAGCAAAGGAGCGUGAUCUUGAAAUUGUACCACCUCCUCCCAAACAAAAAAUCUCUGAUCCAGUAGAACUAAGAGAUUAUCAACACAGAAAACGCCGUGCUUUUGAGGAUAAUAUUAGAAGGAACCGUACAAAUAUAAGUAAUUGGAUAAAAUAUGCUGCAUGGGAAGAAAGUCAGAAAGAAAUUCAAAGAGCGCGAUCAAUCUAUGAAAGAGCACUAGAUACAGAUCACCGAAAUAUAACACUAUGGCUAAAAUAUGCCGAACUAGAAAUGAGGCAUCGACAAGUGAUGCAUGCCAGAAACCUUUGGGAUCGUGCUGUUGUCAUCAUGCCACGUGCAAAUCAGUUUUGGUACAAAUACACUUAUAUGGAAGAGAUGUUAGGAAAUGUUGCAGGAGCUAGAGCAGUAUUUGAACGAUGGAUGGAAUGGGAACCACCAGAACAAGCUUGGUUGACUUAUAUAAAAUUUGAAUUACGUUAUCAUGAAGUUGAUCGUGCAAGAAAAAUCUAUAAUAAUUUUGUUAUGGUACAUCCAGAUGUCACAAACUGGAUAAGAUCUGCUAGAUUUGAAGAGCAAAAUGGCUUUAUUGUUGGAGCACGGAGUGUAUUUGAAAAAGCAGUUGAAUUUUUUGGUGAUGAUCACAUCAGCGAAAAUUUGUUUAUUGCAUUUGCAAGAUUUGAAGAACGACAAAAAGAACAUGAACGUGUGCGAGUAAUUUAUAAAUAUGCUUUGGAUCAUGUUCCUAAAGACAGAUGCCAUGACAUUUAUAAAGCAUAUACAAUACAUGAGAAAAAAUUUGGUGAUCGGACUGCAAUUGAAAGUGUUAUUAGUAGUAAAAGAAAACUACAAUAUGAACAAGAAGUAAAAGAUAAUCCAACAAAUUAUGAUGCAUGGUUUGAUUACUUAAAAUUAGUUGAAAGUGAAGGAAAUUUGGAAGUAAUUCGAGAUACAUAUGAACGAGCAGUUGCCAAUAUACCUCCUUCAAAUGAAAAGCAUGCAUGGCGUCGGUAUGUUUAUUUGUGGAUAAAUUAUGCUUUGUUUGAAGAGCUGGAAGCUGAAGAUGAAGAGCGUACACGUGAUGUUUAUCAGACAUUUAUUUCUACUAUACCUCAUAAAAUAUUCACUUUUUCAAAAGCUUGGUUAUAUUAUGCACAAUUUGAAAUAAGACAUAAAAAUUUAAAUGCCGCGAGAAAACGAAUGGGUGUUGCAUUAGGUUUAUGUCCCAGAGAUAAACUGUUUAGAGGCUAUAUUGAUUUAGAAAUACAACUUAGAGAAUUUGAAAGAUGUCGUAUAUUAUAUGAAAAAUAUUUAGAAUUUGGUUCAGAAAACUGUGUUACUUGGAUUCGAUUUGCAGAAUUAGAAACAGUAUUGGGUGAUAUAGAUCGUGCCAGAGCUAUUUAUGAAUUAGCUGUAAACCAACAGCGAUUAGAUAUGCCAGAAGUUUUAUGGAAGUCUUACAUCGAUUUUGAGACAUUACAAGGGGAAACAGACAAAGCUAGAAAAUUAUAUGAAAGACUUCUGGAAAGAACUAAUCAUUUUAAGGUGUGGAUGAGCUAUGCACAAUUUGAAGCUUCUUCAGAAGAGGAAGGUAUCGAUAGUGUAUCAGUAGCAAGAAGAGUAUUUGAAAGAGGUAAUGAAGCACUACGAAGAGGUGGUACACCAGAAGAAAGAGAAGGCAUUUUACAGGCAUGGUAUAGAUUUGAAGAAGAACACGGAGAUGAUGAUAGCAAAACUAAAGUCAAAAAUAUGUUGCCGAGGAGGAUUAAAAAACGAGUGCCUUAUACUUCAGAAAGUGGAAGGGACAAAGGAUGGGAAGAAAAAAUAGACUAUAUUUUCCCAGAAGAUGAUGCUGCAAGACCAAACCUUAAACUUCUAGAAACUGCUAAAGCAUGGAAGAAAAUGAAAUUAGAAGCAUUGUAAAAAAAUAACUAAUGUAUAAUCUUCUAUUACUUAAUAUCAAUUUCAUAGUACAUACCACAAUGUUUUUAAUAAUAGAUUCUUUGUAUAAUUCAUAA